AAAAUUUUGUUCUAUAAAUCAGAAAAAGAUCCAAUACAACAGGUGAUUUGGUGUGACGGCAUUCGAAAUUCACAGCAUCUUUUUCUGAUUGAACUCUUUGUUGACGUUUUAAAAUAUGUCUGUGUUAUCGGUGAUCGAGGGAAUUGUAUACAAAGUAAUGAAGUUUCUGAAAUCAGGAAAUAUAAAUGAGGCUAAGGAAUCGUAUGUUUUUGUGUUUCACAUUUGUAGACACUUUUUGGAGCUAUUAGUAAAGAAGCCAGAAGAAUUUACACGCCUGAUGGUUAUUUUAAAAAUGGCCCAUGAAGCUGUACGAGAGGACAAAUUCAUAACAAAACGAUCUAUAUAUUACUCAAAUCCCAUUUUAUUCAAACGACAAUCCGUUAUAGACCCAUUAUUAUCAAAGAUUUGUAAGGAGCUUAGCCUCCCUCGGUGCGCUCUUAAAAUAAAUGCUUCUUCCAAAUUGAUUGUUUAUGGUGAUAUUUAUCUAGGGAUUGGGUAUGGAAGCGACGUCGUUAAAGGGAAUAAUUUGGGUAUACCUGAAAGUUUGUUUAAAAGUGGAUAUGAGGUUAUUACUUCAAAAUGUUUGCCUCAAUUUAUUUUGAUAAUUGAGAAAGAUACGAUUUUUCGGAAACUUUUAAGUGAGAAGUUCUAUGAAAAAUUCAAGCCUUGUUUAUUGGUUACGGCUAAAGGUUAUCCAGACUUGAUAACUCGACAAUUUCUUGCUCAAAUAAAUUACAUACAUCCAAAUAUUCCAAUGAUUGGACUUUUUGAUGCUGAUCCUCAUGGUAUAAAUGUAUUCUGUACUUACAAGUAUGGUACUACGAAUCCUAUGAUGCAAAAUGAAGAUGGUAGUCCAAUAAAAAUAUCCAAUCUUCAAUUAUGUGGACUAUUACCAAGUGAAUUAUCAUCAAAUUGAUUUAUUAACAUUAACAAAAAGAGAUAAAUCAUUAUUAAAUUCAAUGAAAAAACGUUUAUAUAUUCAAC
Molecule: messenger RNA, 984 nt
Organism: Schistosoma margrebowiei
Lineage: Eukaryota; Metazoa; Platyhelminthes; Trematoda; Strigeidida; Schistosomatidae
Source: the annotation of a GenBank genome assembly